AUGGCAACUUUCGACUCAGCGGCCGGUCAUGCGACUUCGAUGCGGACGGGUCAACGGGUUAGAGGUAGCCGGAUCAUGCUGAUGAUGCUUGGGGCCACAUCUAAUGGAGGCAGUGGCGCUGUCAGCGCUAGUAGUGAAAAUGGCGCAGUUGAAUGUUCAGAUGUAUGUGGUUUUGGAAGAGAUAGUGCCGAAGUCAGCCAUCCGGGCACGGGGGAAGUUGUGUCAUCGUGUGCAAUUGGUUCCGCUAAUGCUGAGCUGGCUGGUGCCAAUAAUGGGUCCUUGGCUCAGAGUGGAAGUUCUUUCAACUUGGGGCCUAGUGUUAUAUUGCCGAGAGUACAGCGAAAUGUUCUCAAGUGCCCCUUUUGUCUAAAGUAUACGUAA
Protopolystoma xenopodis is the source of this 381-nucleotide messenger RNA. The record is from the annotation of a GenBank genome assembly. NCBI's taxonomy places the organism in Eukaryota, Metazoa, Platyhelminthes, Monogenea, Polystomatidea, Polystomatidae.